AUGCGUUGGAUCGAUAUGUCAACGGGCGGCAAGGAGCAGAUAGUGUGGGCCCAAGGGCAACCGGAUAUUGCAUCGACUGAUGGAUGUGUCUACAUGAUAUUUGGGAAUCCGACAGACGAGUAUGGCGAAUGGAAGCAUGGAUCGUUUGAUGAUAAUUACUGUUAUACAAUGAGGAAUCUGAAAUCGCCGGGAAGAAGUAUUCAAGCGUAUGCGUGUGGAAAACCGCCGUCAUAA
This is a messenger RNA of Caenorhabditis bovis, 234 nucleotides long. Lineage: Eukaryota; Metazoa; Nematoda; Chromadorea; Rhabditida; Rhabditidae. The record is from the annotation of a GenBank genome assembly.